This is a messenger RNA of Marchantia polymorpha subsp. ruderalis, 886 nucleotides long. The record is from the annotation of a GenBank genome assembly. NCBI's taxonomy places the organism in Eukaryota, Viridiplantae, Streptophyta, Marchantiopsida, Marchantiales, Marchantiaceae.
UUGGAGCACAUCUGCUGGCUGGCUGGCUGGUGAUGGCGCCCGAUCCCUUCGAGUACGUCAUAUUCUUCGUGUUCUCGAUUCUGUUGAUCCGACGGAUCGCGAUGGAUGCUCUGGAACUCCUGCGCCAGGAAGAAGGCUACGCUGCAUGAGCUGCUGCGCACCGCGGUCGGUCGUUCACACUGUCGCGUGUUUCUCGAUCGUCAUCUCUCCCGAGCUCUCUCGAUCCCACAUCGGAGCCACGAAUCUUGUGGGCAGCAUGCUCGAGACUUCUCUGGACCCGUUCUCUGGACAUGAAGGCUUCAUGACGAAAUCAUAGGAUUCCUGCGACGCUGACGACGGUGCUGAAUUUCAUUCUCCGUGCGUGUACAUCAGAAGGCCGACGGGUCAGCUGUUACAGAUUUCGAGGUAUAUUGCAACGGAAUCUCAAGAAGUAGCAGGGUGUGAAGAGAAGAUAUGAACUUCCACACCGGCUGUACCUCCUCAAUAGCUGUGUGAUGGAAGAAACUGGGCUGUCCAUUCUUUGGAAGUGUUUUUCGACGUAAAGUCAGAACUUGUCUUAAGGCAUAUUAACUGGGAGUAGAUGUCAGAAAACCAAUCCAGCUUAUGUCGAGAGGGUAGUCAUCACCAAGGGCACUUCUAGAAAGCCACGUGGAGUACAGUCAUGCUUGCUUGCGCUUCGAUGUCAUGAGCUAGCAGCAGAUUUGCUUCGCUCUGGCCAGAACUUUGUGCAAUACGAUGUGCAGCAGAAUCUCGAAUGCAAAACCCUCCCCACAAAUUCCAAGAAGCGUUUUACUGACGAUCACGAGGAAGAAUCGAUUGACAUUCUGGUGAGCAAAAUGGAAACUUCAUCUGUGAACAAAUUCCCAUCUCCGAGCGAUCAAGUCAG